GGGAGAUAACCCCAGCGUGCAGAAGCUGAGAUAUCAGUUGCUGUGGAGUGAUCUGUCGGAGGGAGAGUGUGUUGUAGCUGGACCAUCAUCUUGCUAAUACCACGCUUCUGUGAAUUUUGCAUGUCAGGAGCGGAGGAUCCUGUCGCCGGUCAACGGCUGUUUUCCAUUUUUGGCAUAAUAUUCCGUAUUCCUAAUUAAUGAAAGGCAUGUGGAAUUGUACAAGGAUUAGGAAUUGGCUUUUAACAGCGUGCCUGCUGUUGACGAUAUGGACGAGGGUGUCCCAGUCCACGGGCUAUUUCGAGCUGCAGCUGAUUACAGUACAGAAUGUAAACGGCGAGUUAUUGGACGGGGAAUGCUGCGAUGGCUCUAGGAACUCUCAGGACCAGCGUUGUAGCCGGGACGAGUGCGAUACUUACUUCACAGUCUGCCUAAAGGAGUACCAAAAUGAAGUCGCGACCACUGGCCAGUGCACGUAUGGCAAAGGAUCUACUGAAGUUCUCGGUGGAAAUAUAAUGUCUUUCAAGAAUGCUAAAAACAAAAUCAACGAGUCUGGCAAGAUCACAAUUCCCUUUCAGUUCGCUUGGCCGCGAUCCUUCACCCUCAUCUUGGACGCAUGGGACUGGGACAACACCACCCAAAAUGCCAACGGCCCCCAGGAGGACUCGCUGAUCGAGCGCAGCAUCCACACCGGCAUGCUGAACCCGGGGGAGGCCUGGCAGACGGUGCACCACCCAGGCCCCACGGCCCGCAUGGAGUACCGCAUCCGCGUGCGCUGCGACGAGAACUACUACGGCAGCAAGUGCAACAAGCAGUGCCGGCCACGCGACGACUACUUCGGCCACUACCGCUGCGAGCCGUCUGGGGACCGCGUCUGCCUCGACGGCUGGAUGGGACCUGAAUGCACCACGGCGAUCUGCAAGCAAGGCUGUAACCUGCUUCAGGGAGGAUGCCCCGAGCCGGGAGAGUGCCAGUGCAAGUACGGCUGGCAGGGGGAGUUCUGCGACGAGUGUCUGCCCUACCCCGGGUGCCAGCACGGCACCUGCACCAAGCCGUGGACCUGCAACUGCGAGAGGAACUGGGGAGGUCUGCUGUGUAACAAAAAUCUGAACUACUGUGGCACCCACCAUCCAUGUGUGAACGGGGGCACGUGCAUGAACACCGAGCCAGACGAGUACAGCUGUGCCUGUCCAGAGGGCUACUCGGGGAAGAACUGCGAGAUCGCGGAGCACGCCUGUGUCUCCAACCCCUGUGACAACGGUGGCACCUGUCACGAGGUGCCCUCUGGCUUCGAGUGCCACUGUCCCUCGGGCUGGGAGGGGCCCACCUGCGCCAAAGAUAUGGAUGAGUGCGCCUCCAGCCCCUGUGCCCAGGGUGGCACCUGUAUUAACAUGGAAGACGGCUUCGAGUGCCUCUGCCCACCCCAGUGGACGGGCAAGACCUGCCAGAUCGAUGCGAAUGAGUGCUUGGGGAAGCCUUGUGUAAAUGCUUACUCUUGCAAAAACCUAAUAGGUGGAUAUCACUGUGACUGCUAUAAAGGAUGGGCUGGACAAAACUGUGACAUCAAUCGAAACGGAUGCAGUGGGCAGUGUCAAAAUGGAGGAGUCUGCAAGGAGGUGGCGCGUGGCGGGUACGUGUGCCAGUGCCCGGUGGGCUUCGUGGGCACGCACUGCGAGAUCCAGCGGAACAAGUGUGCCAGCGCGCCGUGUCAGAACGGCGGGCGCUGCCACGUGCUGCUCGACAGCUUUGUGUGCGAAUGCCAGCCAGAGUUCAGUGGAACAGUCUGUGAGCUACCGAACCAGCUGCCCUCGAACCCGUGUGAGCCGAACCCGUGCCGGAACGAGGCCACGUGCCACAGCUUGCUGGGCGAUUUCUACUGCGCCUGCCCAGAGGACUUUGAGGGGAAGACCUGCUCCGACCGCAAGGACCACUGCAGGACGGCACCCUGCCAAGUGAUUGACAGCUGCACCAUCGCUGUGGCGGGCAACAGCUCGGAAGAGGGGGGCGUGCGCUACAUUUCGUCCAACGUGUGCGGGCCCCACGGCCAGUGCCACAGCCAGCCGGGGGGCAACUUCACCUGCACCUGCAACAAGGGCUUCACCGGCACCUACUGCCACGAGAACAUCAAUGACUGUGUAAGCAGCCCGUGUAGGAGUGGAGGCACCUGCAUAGAUGGCAUUAACUCCUUCCAGUGCAUCUGCCCCGACGGCUGGGAAGGGACGCUCUGUGACUCCAAUGUGAAUGAGUGCAGUAGAAACCCCUGUAAGAACGGAGGCCGCUGUGAGGACCGGGUUAAUGACUUCCACUGUGACUGCAAGGACAACUGGAAGGGCAAGACCUGUCACUCACGUGAAAGUCAGUGUGACGCCAACACUUGCAGCAACGGCGGAACGUGUUAUGACAACGGCGAUGCCUUCCGCUGUGCCUGUCCACCUGGAUGGGGAGGCAGCACAUGCAACACUGCAAAGAACAGCACCUGUGCGUCCAGCCCCUGCGCCAACGGGGCCACCUGCGUGGGUGGCGUGGACUCCUUCACCUGUAUCUGCAAGGACGGCUGGGAGGGACCCACCUGUGCCCGGAAUAUCAAUGACUGCAACCCUCACCCCUGUUACAACGGUGGCAUCUGUGUGGAUGGAGUCAACUGGUUCCGUUGUGAGUGUGCGCCUGGCUUUGCUGGUCCGGACUGCCGCAUCAAUAUCGAUGAGUGUCAGUCGUCUCCGUGUGCGUACGGCUCCACGUGUGUCGACGAGAUCAACGGCUUCCGAUGCAUCUGCCCGCUCGGACGAACUGGCGCCCGCUGCCAAGAGUUCAUCGGCAUUGGUAAGACGUGCCACUACGCGGGCCUCCAGUUCCCCCACGGGAGCCGCUGGGAAGAGGAGUGCAACAGCUGCCAGUGCAUCAACGGCAAGGUGGACUGUACCAAGGUGGUUUGUGGGCGGCGGCCGUGUCUGUUGCCGGGCGCGGAGCUGCAGUUGCCGCCGCAGGAUCGGCAUCGUCCGCAGCACACCUGUCCCCGGGGGCGGGGCUGCCUGGAGCACCGUUUCCUCACCUGCUUCUCGCCGCCGUGCCGCCAGUGGGGCGUGUGCUCGCCCGAGCCGCCCGCCCCCCUGCACACCAAGUGCCAGCCCAACACCGGCUACCUGGACAACACCUGCGCCCGCAUCACGCUCAUCUUCAAUCGGGAGAAGGUGCCCGUGGGCACAACCGUGGAGAACAUCUGUGCUGAGCUGAGGUAUCUUCCUGUGACGCGGACGCUGGCCAAGGACCACGCCUUCCUGGUGCUCUGUGACCUGUCCUACACAAACCAGGAUGCCGUGGAGGUGGCCAUCUCUUUCCAGCAGGAUGAGCAGCCGGACCACAGUCGCAUCCAGGAGGCGGCGGGCGCCAUCGUGGGCACGCUGUCCAAGAGGCACAACAGCACCGUCAUGCUCGCCGUCAUCGAGGUCAAGGUGGAGACCCAGGUCAUGCCACCCUCAGUCAACUACCUGGUGCCGCUGCUGUGCGUGGUCUUCUGCGGCCUGUGGGUCUUCUGCGUGGUGGUGUGCGUGUGGUGGAUGCGCAAGCGCCGAAAAGAGCGCGAGAGGCGCCACCGCCACCACCACCCUUCCGCCGACGACAACAACUACAACAACCAAUGGGAGCCUCUGCGGCAGGUGGUGGGCGGCGGCCAGGGAGGUGGCCACGCCCUCCACGCGGGUCUCGGUCUCGGCGCCAAGGACAGCAACCUGGAGGCCCAGUACGAGCGCGCCAAGCUCAUGGGCGGAACCGACCGCACGUGCGACGGCCGCGAGGACGACGAGGAGGCCGAGGACGAGCUGGAGCUGGGGAUGGGGAUGGGGCUGGGGCUGGGGAGAGUGGGAGGGGUCGGAGGUGAAGGCAUGAUGGAGGUGGAGCUGGAGCCGGCGGAGGACGGCUGCGGGAAGGAGGAUGGGAAAGUGCGCAUGUACUGUAAGGGGCUGCCGGGCGGGGGGGCGGCGGGGCUGGGGCUGGGGCUGGCCAAGGGGGAGGUGAUCUGCACCACCCGCAGCAGCAGUGGAGGAGGAGGUGGAGGGGGUGGUGUAGGAGGAGGAGGAGGUGUAAGUGGCUGCAGCGUCGCGUCACUCAAGGCACCUCACCGGACCGCGAUGUCGACGUCAUCAUCAUCCUCAUCAUCAUCGGCGUCGACGAUGGGCGGGGCGCUCCACAGCCCCAAAGACAACCGCUGUAAAAACAUCAACGUCGGCUCUGACCUCAAAGACCAUUGUGUAUGAGCCUAGCAAGUGCAGCACCACCUCCCCUUCCCAUCCUCCUCUUCCUCGUCCUCUUCUUCAACCAUCCAUCACCCCCUCAAUCAUCCAUACAUCACCGCCACCCCACCCCACCCCACCGCGCCCCCAACCCCCCUUCCAAUCACCCAACUCUUUUCAACCCCCCCACUUCCGUUUACGCAACGUAAUUCAACCCAACAACAACCCCCUACUACAAAACUCUUGACAGAGAAUCUUAAAGAGGGGAGGAAGAUGACUCUCUUGCCCUCAUUUCAAAGAAAAAAAAGGCUUUUCGGUUUGAAAAGAACUUUAAUUUUUUUUCCUCUCUUUUCUUAGGUUGAAAAUUUCUUUUUUUAUUUCCCAGCAAAUGAGUUGCUGUUUAAGCUGAAUGUCAAUUAUGGAGGACUGUUUAUUUUUUUUCCUUUGUCGGUUUUUGUACUUUUUUUCUUUCUUCCUCUCCCUUCCUUUGGCAUUCACAUUUUUUAUUUUUUUUGUGUACAGAUGAAGAGUUGUAUUUCUUUAUAACUAGGCGAAACAGAAGAGAGAGGCCUAUUUUCUGUUGUUUCUGUUAUUUCUUUUGUUUUUUUGUUUUUUGGAAGGUGUCCUGCAGGAAAAAGAUUCAUAGAAAGAAAAAAAGACUCGUAAUGGAGGAAGAAAAAUAUAAAUGUAUAGAUUCAAAAAAAGAACAUUUUUUUCUGUUGUUUACAAAUGAUUGUGGUUUUGUUAAUCAACCCUUUUGUUAGAUAUGUCUCUGCUAUUGGACUGCAGGGAGGGACGGCUGCGAUGCGAUGGGGUGGGGGGGUGGGGUGGUGAGGGGGGGGACUGACCGACCUACAGACUUUAGGACCCUGCAGAAAGCAGGUGUCCCUCAUCUCUCUCUAUCUCUCUCUCUCUCUCUCCCCCUCUCUCCCCCAAGUCAGUCUGUCCAGCUCUCCUCGACGAUGCACACCGGCCUUAUAAAAGUGUGUGCCCAGAGGAACGAGGGAAGACGGAGAGAAAGAAAGCAAACAUACAAAAAAAAUUUACUCCUGUGCCUAAAGAGUGGCCUUGGUUUAAUCCCUCCUUCCCCUGGUCCUUUUUUUGUUGAUCUCAGCUGAAGUAGGAAAGAGGAUUGCAGUAUUUUCCCCCCCACCCUAACGUUUCAUUUUCAUUUUAUUGUUAUUAUUAUUAAUAUUAUUAUUAUUAUGAUUAUUUAAGUUUCAAUUUGAGCUGGUAGCAAGUGCCUUUCAAUGAGCUCCCUCCACCCUCUCGUUAACAGCCCUCCAUCCUAUUCAACCCUAGAUCAAGCCCAGAUACACACACACACACACACAGACACACACACACAGACACACACACACAGACACACACACACAGACACACACACACAG
This is a messenger RNA of Engraulis encrasicolus (European anchovy), 5614 nucleotides long. It is a transcript of the gene jag2b, whose product is annotated as jagged canonical Notch ligand 2b. The transcript is spliced from 26 exons. Gene Ontology annotation, molecular function: Notch binding; calcium ion binding. Bases 198 to 4247 code for a protein of 1349 amino acids. Gene Ontology annotation, cellular component: protein-containing complex; plasma membrane. The record is from RefSeq and is a predicted model, not a curated record. Gene Ontology annotation, biological process: cell communication; heterophilic cell-cell adhesion; establishment or maintenance of epithelial cell apical/basal polarity. Lineage: Eukaryota; Metazoa; Chordata; Actinopteri; Clupeiformes; Engraulidae.